UCCAGAGAUAAUCUUACAAACUAUUUUCUAUCACUAUUUUAUUCUUUCCACCUCCUUAUCUCUGCAACUGCGCGCAUAUAUCUGAUAAAAACCCUUCCUCGCCCAUAUCUCUGUUGCUCUUCUCUGCGUGUGUGAGAGAAGAAACGAUGGAUGUUGACAUGCUAAAAUCAUCAUCACCAAUGGAUCACAUGGACAUGAUGGCAAUGAUGAUGCAAAUGGAAAAGCUUCCUGAAUUUUGUGAUCCUUUCCAUAACAUGACUCCCACAUACCCAGCUCUGAUAAAUCCAGCUUCCUCCAUGCCGUUCACGGGCGGCACUCCCAUUCAAGAGCCCGUGACGCCACCUCUUCAAGCCCCCGUGAUGUCAGGAAGAUUAAUCAGGAAUAAUGCUUCCGGUGGUGGUGCAUUGUCACUACUUGCAAAUUCAUACGAGAAGAAGAACUCAUCAAUGGCGGCAAUGAGGGAGAUGAUUUUCCGGAUAGCGGCUAUGCAGCCUAUUCACAUAGACCCGGAAUCGGUAAAGCCGCCUAAGCGGAGGAAUGUGAAGAUCUCAAAGGAUCCACAGAGCGUGGCUGCGAGGCAUAGGAGGGAGCGGAUAAGCGAGAGGAUAAGGAUUCUGCAAAGACUUGUUCCAGGAGGGACGAAGAUGGAUACGGCUUCCAUGUUAGAUGAAGCUAUUCAUUACGUGAAGUUCUUGAAGAAACAAGUUCAAACGUUGGAACAAGCCGGGGCUAAUAAUACUCACAUGGGUGGUAGUGUUGGCUUCCCGCCGGGGAUGACGAGUGCUCAUGCUAAUGUGAAUUACUCUGCUCAAAUGGUGGGGUGGGUCGAUCCCAACGCGUAGGUGAAGUGAUGCUGAUCUUCUGGUGGGGAUGCUGAAAAGGAAAUAGUGUUCAUUUCUUCCUUUUCUUAGUGUAUCAAAGAGUUCUCCAAUUAAUGGAUGGCCUUCCUCAUA
Molecule: messenger RNA, 953 nt
Organism: Alnus glutinosa
Lineage: Eukaryota; Viridiplantae; Streptophyta; Magnoliopsida; Fagales; Betulaceae
Product: transcription factor HEC2
Exons: 1
Coding region: 147-842 (231 amino acids)
Biological process (GO): regulation of DNA-templated transcription
Molecular function (GO): DNA-binding transcription factor activity; protein dimerization activity
Source: RefSeq, a predicted model, not a curated record